Molecule: messenger RNA, 1655 nt
Organism: Daucus carota subsp. sativus
Lineage: Eukaryota; Viridiplantae; Streptophyta; Magnoliopsida; Apiales; Apiaceae
Product: serine/threonine-protein phosphatase PP1 isozyme 3
Exons: 4
Coding region: 386-1372 (328 amino acids)
Cellular component (GO): nucleus; cytoplasm
Molecular function (GO): protein serine/threonine phosphatase activity
Source: RefSeq, a predicted model, not a curated record
UAUUCUCUUUAAGACUUUUCUGUGUCAUUAUACAAUUGGACCAGUGGUUGUCAUUCUCAUCCUAACAGAUAGUGCAAUCUUGAUAGACACACAAAGCUAAACCAACACAAUUUACACAUAGAAUCACUAACCAUUGACUUUUCAAUCUUUUACAUAUUCUUUGCUGCUGUAUUAUGAAAAGAAUCUAUUCACUUGUUAUUCUUCUUUGCCUCUUAGCCCUUUUGAUCAGUUCAAUAUAAAAAUCCUGUUUUUUCUUACCCAACCAGCAUGCUAAGUACCAAGAACAAGGCCAGUUACAAUCUCAUGUCCAACCCUACUUGACUUUAUAUAUGCAUGUGUUUAUGAGUAUUGUCUACUUCUGAUUGUUGUUCUGAAAGAGGGUUAGAUGGUUGUGAUGGAUUCAUUGGUUCUUGAUGAUAUAAUCAACAGAUUGUUACAAGUUAGGGGGAGAGCAGGGAAACAAGUGCUGCUGAAAGAGUCAGAGAUCAAACAGCUUUGCUUUUAUUCGAAAGAUUUGUUCUUGAAGCAGCCCACUCUUUUGGAACUUGAGGCACCUAUUAAAAUUUGCGGAGAUAUUCAUGGUCAAUAUUCUGAUUUAUUGAGGCUUUUUGAGUUUGGUGGCUUCCCUCCAAAAUCCAAAUAUUUAUUUUUGGGCGACUAUGUUGAUCGCGGAAAGCAAGGUCUGGAAACCAUAUGCCUUCUCCUUGCAUUGAAGAUAAAGUAUCCCAAGAACAUUUUCCUUCUGCGAGGCAAUCAUGAAUGUGCUUCUGUCAAUCGCAUAUAUGGAUUUUAUGAUGAGUGUAAGCGAAGAUUCAAUGUCAAGACAUGGAAAUUAUUUACGGACUGUUUUAAUUGCCUUCCUGUGGCAGCCCUCAUUGAUGAGAGGAUACUUUGUAUGCAUGGAGGUCUUUCACCCGAGUUAAACAGUUUAGAUCAAAUUAGGAAUUUAAAGCGUCCAGUUGAUGUUCCAGAGAGUGGCUUACUCUGUGAUCUACUGUGGUCAGAUCCUAGCAGAAAUAUUAAAGGGUGGGGAGCCAAUGAUAGGGGAGUAUCCUACACCUUUGGUGCCGAUAAGGUCACUGAGUUUCUUCAGAAGCAUGAUCUUGACCUUAUCUGCCGUGCUCACCAGGUAGUCGAAGAUGGAUACGAGUUCUUUGCAGAUAGACAACUUGUAACAAUAUUCUCAGCCCCUAACUACUGUGGAGAAUUUGACAAUGCCGGUGUCCUAAUGAGCGUGGACGACACUUUGUUGUGCUCAUUCCAAGUCCUGAAGCCUGAAGACAAGAAUCCGAAGUUAGUGUUGGGGAGCUUAAGCACAUUGCGAGGAAACCCUUUCACAAAAACAAAGUCAUUCGUUGGAGCAAGUAUGUGAGUGAAUUUUCGAGGUAUCUGUGGAGGCGAAUCAUCGGUGUGCCUGGUACAGAAUGCAGAUGUUAACAGAGUCCGAAGUUUCUUGUACAGGAGCAUGAAAAACUGGAAGCCAAGUUAUACAAAUUAGGAAUAAUGUAGGUUGGCUGUUGUGUAAUAGUUUUGAUGUUGAAAACCAGUUUUGAGAAUAUAUGCCUUGGCCUCAGGGAUCCUAAACUAUAGACUUGAUGCAACGGAAAGUCUGUCCGAGCAUGUAUAUAAAUUUGUAUGCAAGUCCUCUCUUGUAA